Messenger RNA from Zonotrichia albicollis (white-throated sparrow), 1962 nucleotides. RefSeq names its product zinc finger protein 488 (gene ZNF488). The record is from RefSeq and is a predicted model, not a curated record. Gene Ontology annotation, biological process: oligodendrocyte development; regulation of DNA-templated transcription. NCBI's taxonomy places the organism in Eukaryota, Metazoa, Chordata, Aves, Passeriformes, Passerellidae. Gene Ontology annotation, molecular function: protein binding. Gene Ontology annotation, cellular component: nucleus.
CUCGAGCAUCAGUUGCUCUUUUUAUUGGUUACAACGCUCCUCAUCCUUCCAACUUCGACAGGUGAUCAGAGCGUCGUGGCUGUUCUAGGUUUAUAAUGGAACUUACCUCUUUGCCUAAAUUCCUUUGGACAAGUGACAACAAGCUUCUGCAUCACCAUUUUCCAGACAUACUGGCUACUGUUCAUACCACACAAGACAUCCCUGAAGAAGUUGUUUUUGGACCAUGCAUGCUCCAGAACACCCUGCUGGACACUGUAGCUUUCAUUGCUCUCAAGUGUUCUGACAGACGGAACAUACACUAUGUAUUUAAGGUGGAUGUCACAUCUGUGCACAGUCCCACAGGCCUGCCCUGGAUGAGACUCGUACAAGCAGCUGCCCAUAGCAAGGAGCAGAACUUGGAAGCUUACUUGGAAAACAGUCAGUUAUACUAUCGCUCCACAAGGAAAAUCAGCAAAAAUGAGGAGCUGCUUGUCUGGUAUGAUGAGGAGCUUUCCAGCCUCUUGGGUUUCAAUGAGAUAAAAGCUCAGAGGCCCCAGAAUGAGUUGAGAUGCCAAGAGUGCGACCGAGUCUUUAAAUGUGAGCAUUCCUAUCUGUCCCAUGUCCGCUUCCUCUGUGUCCCAGAGAAGAGUGCUCUGCUAUGGAGAAACUUCCAGAACCCUAAAACUGAAAAGGGCAGCCUAGCUGUGCAGACCACGAAUUUCCACAGUCUGGCAAGGGACCUGGAAGUUAAAAUGGCAGCUUGUAAAGACGAUGCACAUGGUGUUAUUGGAGAAAGGAGAGCGAAAUCUGAAGAGGGUGAGAGCAACAGGAGCAGGAAAACAGUGCUGUUGGAGAAAACCAAUAACUUGACUGAGGAACAUAACUGUGGGGGCAAGGAAGAGGUUGGGGGAGAGCAUGCAUUGGCUGGUUCUUUCAGGAAGCUUAGUUCAGGGAGGCAGUCAGCUAGGAAGGAUGCUUUAGAGCAGAAGCAGAGUGCUUUCACUGAGGUCAGGAGGAUGAAAGAGAAGCUGAGGAAUGAGAGACUGCAGGAGCCAGAGCAGGAGGAUGGCACGGCCCCACUUGGUAAGGAGCAGAUGUCAAAGGAAGUGUUGCUGAACUCCUCUGGUAGUGCUUUCUCCUUUGUUUGGCCCACCAGAGCUCGAGGAGAACAGAAGAGUGCUUUCAGCAAGCCCAGUAAGUGCAUAACAGAAAGAGCUGCAGUAAAUUCUUCUCAUCCCAUGAGUGAGUCAACAAAGAGCCUGGGGGAGCUGUCUGGCUUCAUUGCCACCGCAGACAUCAUGUGCUGCAGCAGUCUUCUCAAUUCCAAGUUCUUUGUCAGUGAUUUGUGUAAUGCUCAGAUGCUGCAGACAAGCAUCACUCGAAGCAGUGCUUUCCCAUAUACCUCAGAACCGUGGCUCAAGCAAGCAGGACAAUUACAAAACACCACCACCACUUCCUCCUCCUCCUCCUCCUCCUCUUCUUCCUCUUCCUUGACUCUUCUUCCCCCCACCUUCACCUCCUUUGGAGUGGCUGCCCAGAACUGGUGUGCCAAAUGCAACCUGUCCUUUCGCAUGACAUCUGAUUUAGUCUUCCACAUGCGGUCACAUCACAAGAAAGAAUACUCCUCAAGUGAAUCCCAGUGCAAGAGGAGGCGGGAGGAGAAGCUGACGUGUCCCAUUUGCCACGAGUACUUCCGAGAACGCCAUCAUUUAUCCCGGCACAUGACUUCUCAUAAUUAGAGCUGUGCAGGCAGAUGUCGCCAAGGGACCCCGCAGGUUGGAUGAAGAAGGGAAUUAUAGUUCACUUAAAUCUAUUUGAGUUUACAUUAAUUUCUUUCAGGAAAUCACUGUUUACAAUAAUUUAUAAUAGAUGCUUUGCGAAAAAAUAUUAAAUGUUUACAAGAGUCUGCGUGGGUUUUAAGUUCUGAAAACUCAACCUAGUCCUUGUCAACCUAUUUUUGAGGAAAUAAAAUAGUGAAAUGAA